Molecule: messenger RNA, 861 nt
Organism: Geodia barretti
Lineage: Eukaryota; Metazoa; Porifera; Demospongiae; Tetractinellida; Geodiidae
Source: the annotation of a GenBank genome assembly
AGAGACUCCACCACUGUCACCCAAGGAACUGUGACUGUGUUGAAUGACCCAGUGACUGCGCAGUACACCCACACUCUGACUGUGACUACUGCAGGAGUGUACAUGUGUACUGUGGCUAAUAACAAACCAUCUUCUGCUUCAUCAGCUAGCUUCACAUUGGAGGGUCCCCCACAUCCCACUGAUGUGACAGCAGUCCAGGAUAGUCCCACUAGUAUCAGAGUGAUCUGGACUCCUCCUUCUCCACUGGGAGAUACCACUGGCUACAGGAUCUCCUUCACUGGAGGCAGUGAUGUGGAUAUUGAUGGUGGCUCUACCAACAGCUACACUCUGACUGGUCUCACCAAUGGACAGACCUACACCAUAUCCAUUGUAGCGAUAGUUCCAAACAGACCAACAAGUGCUCCUUUUGAAGUUCGAGGAAUCACAUUAGUGGGUGUUCCAGAGAAACCAGUUGUAGAUAUGGACAGCAUUGAGACUUCGCCCACCACCAUCACUAUCUCCUGGGCCCUUCCUCCUGAUGUAACUGGCUCUGAGGUGAGCUGGGAGCUAACAGAGCAGACGAGAAGAAUACAAGUCCGCAAUGCUGAGAGAGGGACUAGUGGACAACUCCCUGCAGACCAGAACAGCUACACUAUCGACAAGCUGAGGAGUGGAACUAGCUAUGACAUCACUGUCACAGUCUUCAACCCUGCUGGGAGCUCUUCCACCACCUUCACUCGCUCUACUGAGGGAGGAAUGACUGUUGCAGAGAGUACUAGCUGUGAAUGUGACAACACUUCAGCCAUUAUUGGUGGAGUAGUGGCUGUUGCCUUUAUGAUCACUACCUCACUGACAGUCAUAGUGGUAGUGAUUCUAGUGUUA